Messenger RNA from Coffea eugenioides, 1813 nucleotides. Its product is annotated as casein kinase II subunit alpha-like. Gene Ontology annotation, cellular component: nucleus; protein kinase CK2 complex; cytosol. Gene Ontology annotation, molecular function: ATP binding; protein serine/threonine kinase activity. Gene Ontology annotation, biological process: protein phosphorylation. The coding region runs from base 153 to 1496 and encodes 447 amino acids. The record is from RefSeq and is a predicted model, not a curated record. The transcript is spliced from 10 exons. NCBI's taxonomy places the organism in Eukaryota, Viridiplantae, Streptophyta, Magnoliopsida, Gentianales, Rubiaceae.
AAAAAAAAAAAAAUACGAAAAGGAAAGAAAGGGUUUGUCGGAGAGGGGGGGGAUUCCCUAUCCCUAUUUCCACUUGAUUGAUUUGGAUGCUGGUGAUUGUGCUGCUGCUGCUGCUGGGCAUAAAGAAGUCUCCCCGUUAAUUCUUCCGUUUGAUGGCCGUAAGGCCUUGUUUCCAAUUCAUCGUCUCCAUCGCUCGUCACCAUCAUCCUCAUAUUCAAACAGGCCACCUUUUCUCUUCCUCUUUGAUUCUCCCUACUCCAACCAAGACCUUCCCAACCGUCAUCCUUCGCCGUUUAUCUUCCCGGUCCCCAUUCUCUCUUAUUCAUCAACAGCAAAAGCAGAAACCCUCGCAAACUUGUCCUCCACCUCCACCCCAAUCACCGCCGCUCACACAUUCUCCCAAGCUUACGCCUGCGUCUACUCGCCUCCGGCCGUCGCUAUCACCAUCCGAAACCAUGUCGCAGAAGAUCGGAAAGUCUGUCCGCCGCCCUGGCGCCGCCUCCAAGGCCCGGGUUUAUACUGAUAUUAAUGUGAUCCGCCCUAAGGAGUACUGGGAUUAUGAGUCCCUCACUGUUCAAUGGGGGGAGCAGGAUGAUUAUGAGGUGGUAAGGAAGGUGGGGAGAGGAAAAUACAGUGAGGUUUUCGAAGGAGUUCACACUACCAACAAUGAGAAAUGCAUUAUCAAAAUCCUUAAGCCUGUUAAAAAGAAAAAGAUCAAGAGGGAGAUUAAGAUUCUGCAGAAUCUUUGUGGUGGGCCAAAUAUUGUAAAGUUGCUUGAUAUUGUUAGGGAUCAGCAGUCAAAGACUCCGAGUCUUAUAUUCGAAUAUGUGAACAACACAGAUUUUAAAGUGCUCUAUCCCACACUAUCAGACUUUGAUAUCCGCUAUUACAUUUAUGAACUUUUGAAGGCAUUAGAUUAUUGCCAUUCUCAAGGUAUCAUGCAUCGUGAUGUGAAGCCCCAUAAUGUCAUGAUUGAUCAUGAGCAGCGUAAACUUCGUCUUAUAGACUGGGGACUUGCAGAAUUCUAUCAUCCUGGAAAAGAAUACAAUGUUCGUGUAGCCUCUAGAUACUUUAAAGGGCCUGAACUUCUUGUUGAUUUGCAAGACUAUGAUUACUCACUGGACUUGUGGAGUCUUGGCUGUAUGUUUGCUGGAAUGAUAUUCCGGAAGGAGCCUUUCUUUUAUGGGCAUGACAAUUAUGAUCAAUUGGUUAAGAUUGCUAAGGUGUUGGGGACUGAUGAGUUAAAUGCUUAUCUGAACAAGUAUCGCUUGGAACUAGACCCACAACUAGCUACACUUGUUGGGAGGCAUAGCAGGAAACCAUGGAUGAAGUUCGUUAAUUCUGAUAAUCAACAUUUAGCCGUGCCUGAGGCAAUUGACUUUGUUGACAAGUUGCUGCGGUAUGACCAUCAAGAACGGCCUACUGCAAAAGAAGCUAUGGCCCAUCCUUACUUCUACCCUGUAAGAAAUGCGGAAAGUAGCAGAACUCGAACAUAAAAUCAGAUUCAGAUUCAGCAAUCUCAUUUUUUUCCUGUACCAUUUGUAACAUUUCUGAAUUACUUUUUCUAGAAUUUGUUUGAGUUGCCAUUGCUUUUGAAGUCUCUGUUCACUUUUAUUCACCUUUGAGCGUCCUAGUUCUCAAGCAAAAGUUUAAGCCUUCAAUGCUCCUGAAUUAGUUUCAGGCAGCACUAAUUCCUUCAGCUGCCCCAUGUCUACUUGCAGUUUGUAGCGAAGUUUUGUAUAUGGAAUAUCAUAUAACAACUGCUUUGAAAUAUUUUAAUGAGGAUUUGUGGGCAAUGUUCCAAUUGUUUUUC